CCUACAAUGCCCUAAGAAAAAAGACAUCGCUCUGCCAUAGCUAAAGCGGCUCUGAAGAAUGUUAGUCCAACCAUGUUUUCGGACGAUGAAUACGAAUAUGAGUAUGAUGAUAAUGAUACAGAGACGUUCCUCGUGGAUCUCGACCUCUCUACCUUGAAUGCCAAAACACGCGCAACAGUUCCCGGGGGCCAGAAGCCAGUAGUCCCUGCCAAACGACCAGCCGAUGACUCAGUCUCGCAAACGCCCGACAGACUUGAAACAGCCGAAAGCCCAGCAGAGAACCAGGUCGAUGGCAAUGACGAUCUGGCAACCCAGGGCACACCCAAGAAAUCGGCGGUAGAGGGUGAUGAGAAUGAUACGUCGGCCUCCGGGAGAUGGGUCCAGAUUCUAGACUUACCAACUACAAAUCCGGUAGUUUCAUACCAGGGCCAGGUCUACAGCUGCAUGUGGACUGAUAUGAUCGGUACCAACAUGUUUUUCACAAGUCCUGGCUCCAUGGACAAACCCUUGAAACACACGGACAAUUAUGAUCUGAUUGGAACGUCACGAAUCAAACUCGUUGCUGAACAAGCCAAAGUGGUCAAACACAGCAUGGCAGAUGGCGACAACGUAGAUGUCAACCCGACCAUCUCUGGGCGCAUCUUGGAUGGCAGUAGCCUGGGAGACUUCCAUCACUCCAACCCGGCCAUCAACGCUCAGAUCAAGAAGCAAGCCUCUUUCCUAGAAAAGUUGAUGGACGUCAAACGACAACGUGGAGAAAGGGACAUUGUGCGCGCUUAUGCUAACGACGACACGGCCAUGACAGGAACGUCUGCCCAUUCUGAGGCUAUGCAUGGUGAGCUCGAAACUCUUACUCGGAAGGUGCUCAACGGAGAUGGAAAUGCUUUCGCAAAGCUUCAGGAAAUCUAUUCUCGACUAAAGGGACAAGACCAGAAUCCCCAAAAAGACGCUCCACUACCUUCGAGUCAAACUGACUAAAUAUUGCAAAUUCAUGUGCUUUUCCAACGCCGUGAUGUUGCUCAAUCCAAAAUCCAACAAGGGCAAGGUAUUGCCAUAUGAAAACCUAAUACAUGACGUCUCAGAAGCAAACUCCAACAUUGCAGCUAUCACCACCCUUCCAGCAAACGACACAGAACCCAACGCAGUUGGGAGUAAACGACCGAUCUAACGGUCGUGCUUAUCACGGUUCCAAUGCACUGGUGAUGGAGGUGGGGGUGGAGGCGAAUGCUCAGGAAAUUGUCUGCGCUCUGAGUAAAAGGCGUAUUUUGGUCGUGGGGAAGCCUCAACCGCUUUGCGAAUAUCUCUGCUUGAGUUCUCUGAUGCGAGAACGGUUGAUCGGUAGGAUGAUCGUUGCAUGGUUUCAGAUGGCAUGUUUCGUUCCGGUGUAGGCGGAUCGUAGAUGAUGAGGGGCUGUGAUGCUAGACGGCCACGAUCAGUCAAAGCAGGUCCUGAGGGAGAGGUUCACUUACCGAACGGUGAUGGGCUGAUGGUUAUCGUUCGGGUCGAGAUGGAGGAAUGUCGUGCGUAAAGUGGGUGAGUUAUGCUGCAGGUACGAUGUAUAGCCGAUGAAGAGAAAGAUUCUGAUCGGCAAAGAAAACUGGAGACGGGGCCACGGUUUACUUAUGAGUUGCGUGCAAAGAAGAUGCUGGGUGUAUUGUAUGAGGGAGAUUUUUCAGGAGCAAGGGAGCCGCACUUUUCCAACAGGAUGUGACGGUAGUCAAAUACCCCCUUCGCCUGGGGAGAAAAAAAUGGUCUGGGACACUCAUCAAUUCACAAAUAUGGCGGUGAAAGGCGACGUGGGAUGUCACAUUUCAAACGAAUCCGGCUGGUCAAUUGCAAACAGACCCCAAAUGCGCCAGAAGUUGUUUCCCCGGAGCCACGAGGGUGGCAUUGUUCUUUUUGGAUCCCUUCGGGAUUCCUGGACCAACACAUGCUGGCCAGUCCUGGCGGGGAGCCUACAGGGGUUAUCUGGGAAAUGAGCAAGCAUUAUUCAUGUAUGGUAAUUCCGUCUUUGCUUGACUCCGUACAUCUAUUUGCCAUGUCUUUUGUUGCUGCCUGAACAGCGUGUGUCGUCC
Messenger RNA from Exophiala oligosperma, 2075 nucleotides. RefSeq lists its product as uncharacterized. Lineage: Eukaryota; Fungi; Ascomycota; Eurotiomycetes; Chaetothyriales; Herpotrichiellaceae. The coding region runs from base 73 to 978 and encodes 301 amino acids. The record is from RefSeq and is a predicted model, not a curated record. The transcript is spliced from 2 exons.